AUGCCCGGCUUCGUCCUCACCAAAGACCACGUCCGCAAAGCAUUCUCCCACCUAGGGGAAAUCCAAGACCUCGAGCACCGCAAAAAGUUCCUCACAGAGUACACGGUCCCCAACGUCACAUGGACCUGCACCGGCAGCGCGCACUCGCUGGCCGGGACGCGGCACAGCGUGCAGGCCCACGAGGACGCCACCUUUAAGCGGCUGGGGCGAAACCUCACGGGCCCCAUCAAAUUCACGGCAACAAGAGUCAUUGUCGACGCGGAGCGCGAACAGGACGGCUGGUGGUGCACCGUCGAGACCAAGGGCGAGGCCACCCGGACCACGGGCCAGCCGUACAACAACGAGUACGCCUGGCUGAUGCGCUGGAACGACGAGGGCAAGAUUGUCGAGAUACGAAGCUACUGGGACACCAUGCUCUCUGAAAAGGUCCUCCUGGGACAAGAAUGA
Molecule: messenger RNA, 447 nt
Organism: Metarhizium brunneum ARSEF 3297
Lineage: Eukaryota; Fungi; Ascomycota; Sordariomycetes; Hypocreales; Clavicipitaceae
Source: RefSeq, a predicted model, not a curated record